CGCAAGUGCAGUGUGUUUUUUGUGUUUGUGUUUAGUUUCGAACACAUCUAGCAGAAUAGUGAAGAAUGUGAAAAGUAUUUCAACCGUUGAUGAAAUAAAACGCACGUCCCUGGGAAGAUGUGCCCGGCGAGUUGCUUCUGCAUCCGUGUGAAGAAACUAUGAAGUGUUCCGAUUCGGAGCGGAUACAGUGUGCAAGAUAGAAUUGUCCAGUGUCGCCGUACAAGGCCCACGGUGUCCCAGCAGAUAGGGGAGUAAAUUAGCGAAUUUCAUUAGCAGCAAGAUGAUGGGCAAACCAGCUACUGUGAUAUUAGCCGUUACGUCCAUCGCUGUAUUAGGCGUAUUACAUCGUGCACCGUUAGUUAGUGCACUCGACGAUCCUCGCAUUGUGCGGGAGCAGGACAGUAACAAUGCGCACGGUGCACCGGAAAUCGAUACCGUCGAGGAGCAGAUCACGCUACCGAAAGGUGCUAGCUGGAAUUUCACCUGUAAAUCCCAUCAACCGAUCAUGUGGAAGCAUUAUGCUGCAUCGUACUAUUGGGAACCAAUGUACGAACCACCGCAUGACUUCCAGACCGACGAUCCCGACAAACCGUACGGAAGUGUGCUAAUGCUCACAGACGCAUCCGCCGAUCUGGUCGGCCGGUACUAUUGCGUUCAUGUGGAAGCGUACGACGAAGAGCUGGAGGACAAGCUGGACGACCUGGUGGCCGAAUAUGCGGCCUCCACGGUUUACGUCUACGUAAACGAUCCGGAGCAACCGCUAGUUCCGGUGCAUUCGCCCGUGUUUAGGGUGAACCAGUACGAAGACUUUGUCAUACCGUGCAAACCGACGCACCCCGAUAUUGAGGUGGCACUCUUCAAAGACUUGGAAGGGGAUUUGGUUGAAGAUUAUCAGUACAGUAAUACCCAAGGAUAUCUGCUAAGCUUUAACAGGCUGGAGGACGGUGGUUCCUACUACUGCCAGGUGAAAGAUAAACCCCAGCAUCGCAUACACUUCGAGAUAUCGAUCAACGAACACUGUGAGUUCACUGCUACCAACGGCACUAGGUUUAGGCGGACCUUCCAGCAACGGAAGCGUCCGGAAGGGAUUCAUUCCAACGCACUUUACAUUGCCGGUGAUGGUGUUACCGCUUUACACAACGACAUUUCGACGACGUUUUCGGAUGAUGAUGAUAAUACCGGCAACUGGCUAGCUCGAGUGUUUGCUAUGCGUUCCGAACUGUUGACCGAACGGUCAAGAUCCGAUGAAAGUUUACCGUCCUCUGGACACCCAUUAGAUGAUCUCCCGUUCCCAGAUACCGGGGCAGUAGCUAAAUUCAAACGUUCAAUUUUAGAUCCAUUUGAAAACGACACCAGCAAUGGUACGAUCCAAGGGGAUGGCCUUGAAGAUCCAAUGCGCUUCGGCAACAACAUGACGGAAGGCAAUAGCACAUCGACAGACAAUUUUACCUACCUUUACGAUUAUCUCGAUGAGGCCACUAGCAACGAAACGGUUGCCGGGACUUCUGUUGGCUACGUAAAUGCUACCGAAGAUCGUCCGACAACACCUCGUACCUAUGCUCAUGUCUAUCCUCAUGGCGAAAACUCUUCACACGUACCAUUGACUUCUACUAUUCCACCUGUAGCUGAGUAUAUAAUGAAACCGACGAUUCGUAGUGAUACUAAAGAUCACAUACCGCUCGGUCAACGCAUCCGCCUUGUUUGCAAGGUAAAUAUCCGCGCCGGCGUUAAUCUCGAAAUGACGUGGCUGGUACCGCCAAAAUUGCAACCCGCCGUAAAGGAUGGAAGAACAAAGAUUGGACCGCUGAAGGUGGAACCGGUUACAGACGCGGAACAUCGGGAGAUCGCUUCCCGGGAGCUUAUCAUCGAAAGGGCGGCAGCCACCGACGACGGCACGUAUCGUUGCGUGGUGAAGGACCUAAACAAUCAUCAAAACUAUCACAGCUUCAAGCUGCACGUGCGGGACUCUGCGGAGGACUAUGUGAUGUUGCGCGAGGAAAACAAUCUGGCGGAAAUUAACGUGCGACCCAACGCGAAUGGAAAGGCUGACCCGAUCAACAUUGUAAUCGAGUAUCGAUCACAUCCGGCCAACAUAACGUACUACUGGGUGAAGGAUGAUCAAGAGAUAAUGGCCGGACACCAUGGGAAGUACGAGCUGACCCACACCGAAACACACGUGAAGUUGCGCAUAACCAAUCCGGAAGUGUACGAUACGGGUAACUAUACGGUGUUCGUAAUGGCGGGAAAUGCGGAAAAAUCGCAGCGAAUGGCAGUGCUGGUUUAUGCCAAACCCAUCCUGCAUAUGGAGAGCAAGUUUGUGAAGCCGAAUGAAGAGGUAUCGUUCCAAUGUAGAAGCAUUGGUUUUCCCAGGCCCGACAUUUCCUUCGCUUUUCUACCCUGCCUGGCGGAACCCUGGACGAAUUGUUCCAUACCGUCGGCGAAGGAUUCCCGUUGGGACUCUCCUGGUGGAAAGCCCGAAACACAGAUAACCAAGUCACGCAUCUACACAACAGUCCCGAAACAGCCAGGCGUGGUGUACUGCAAAGCGAUCAACACGGAAGGUAGCGAAGUCACGCAGGCAGAUCUAUUAGUUAGUGAUCUACCCGAUUCGAUAACGUUGGAAAAAGAACAACCGAAGGAAGCAAUCACCGUGGGAGAUCACGUCACGAUCGUCUGUUCGGCGCUCGUCUACAAUCACACCAAAGACAUUACGAUCGUGCUGAAUGAUAGAGAGCUGCAGGAAUCGGACGGUGUGCGCUUGCAAUACUCACCAACGCUGUACGCGUGGCAGGCCCGGCUGGACAUCGAUCAUGUGACGAACGAUCACGAGGGCACCGUAUAUUGUCGUGUGAGGACCCUAGCCAACAUCGUGGAGACUCGAGCCUUCCACAUGGAAGUGUUGGAUCCCAUCGCACCGAUGCUUGUGAGUGGAAAGAUCAAUCAGAGUCUCUCGGUCGAUUUGCACGACCCGUUGAAGUUGGAGUGCGAUGUAGUUGGCACCCCGGAUCCGAAGGUCGUUUGGCUGAAAGAUGGCGAACCAGUGCAGCAAGAGGAAAACAGCAACCGGGUGCAAUUAACCAAAACGACACUUAUAUUUGAAUAUCUCAAAAUGGAAGACUUGGGGACGUUUGAGUGUCGGGCGGAAAAUAAAAUGGGCUCGAUUGAAAAGUACUGGAAGCUGGAUGUACGAACUACGGUGGUGAGAAAAUCCUUGAUCUACAUUAUCGUCUGCCUAUUUCUGCUGUUGAUCGUCGCGAUCGUAAUGGUUUCGUUGUUCUACUGCAAGAAAAAGAAGGAAGUGAAGGCAAUGAAAGAAGCCGGCAUUGUGAACUUUGAGGAAGGCAACCUGGGUGUUUACAAUCCGGAACUGGCGCUUGAUGAGCAGGCCGAUCUCCUACCGUACAACUCGGAGUACGAGUUCCCGAAGGAGCGGCUCAAGCUGGGCAAACAGCUGGGAACUGGUGCGUUCGGUGUGGUGAUGAAAGCCACCGCUACUCGCAUUAUGGUGAACGAAGAUGACACUACCGUUGCGGUCAAGAUGGUCAAGAAGCAAACCGACAACGAGGUGAUGCGUGCACUCAUUUCCGAACUCAAAAUUAUGGUCCAUCUGGGACAGCAUCUGAACGUGGUGAACUUACUAGGAGCGGUUACUAAGAACAUCGCCAAACGUGAGUUGAUGGUCAUCGUUGAGUACUGUAGAUUUGGAAAUGUGCAAAACUUCCUGCUAAAGCACCGGCCCUAUUUCAUCGAUCAAAUCAAUCAAGAAACGGGUGAGAUCGAUUCGUCAAUCGAUAAGAAUCAGUUGCGGUGGUCGAAGUGUGGUUACCAGUACAAUAGUCAGGGCUUGAAAUAUGUAAAUCUUUCAUUUUCCACCAACAACGUCAAUCAUCAUCCCCUUCAACAUCCGACUGCUUUCUACCAUAAUCACAUCGACAGCGGAUCAACGCAGUACGUUGACCCGAAGAAGCAUCUGAAUUCGAAGGGGUACGUGCGGCAUUCCGGUCUCCAGAACAUGGGUAUGGUGGAUAGCUGCAACACCGAAGUAACAGCCAUGACAUCAGUCGAAGUGGAAGAUCUGAACACGGUCAACUCUAACGAACCGCUGUGGCGCUCGAACUACGGCAUGGAUUACAAAGGUCCGGCACGGUCCGUCAACACUACCGAUCUGGUUUGCUGGGCGUCCCAAAUAGCCAGCGGCAUGGAGUAUCUGGCCUCGCGGAAGGUGCUUCACGGUGAUCUGGCAGCGCGAAACAUACUGCUGUGCGACGACAAUGUGGUGAAGAUUUGUGACUUUGGAUUGGCCCGCUCGAUGUACAAGAGUGACAACUACAAGAAGAAGGGCGAAUCGCCGCUGCCUUUCAAAUGGCUCGCACUGGAAUGUAUUAGCGAUAAUUUGUUUAGCACCUAUUCGGAUGCGUGGGCGUAUGGUAUAGUUCUGUGGGAACUGUUUUCCCUUGGCAAAGUGCCUUACCCGGGCAUGGAAGCCAAUCAGGAGCUGUAUAACAAGCUGCGCGAUGGCUAUCGGAUGGAUAAGCCACAAUACUCGAACCAAGAUAUUUAUGACAUUAUGCUAAACUGCUGGAACGUAAAGCCCGACUCGCGACCUUCGUUCAAGGAUCUGAAGAGCAGAUUUAACGCAAUGCUUCCGGACGAAAUGCGAGAUCAUUAUCUGGAACUUAACGAGCCAUACCUGCAAAUGAAUGCCGAAAAACAAGAACGAGGCGAUACAGAUUAUCUAGCUAAUCUCGGACCACCGGAAGAACUUGCUCCGGCUGCGCCAAAUUACGUGAACGGAAUCAUCCUACCUCUUCCACCGAUUUCAGAAAUUCAAAAUAAUAAAGACUACCUGAAAAUGUCGCGCGCAAAGUCCGAAUCGCAGGAGAGCAACUUCGACUUUGCCUCCUUCAACAGCGAUCGCCAUUCGCCAACCACUCGCAACAAUCUCGAUACUAGUCCACCCAACGGCAGCAAACGGCACAAGAAGCUUGGUCUGCCGGAGGAAAUUCCCAUGCUCGACGGGAGCCGACUUUCGUCGAACAUGAACGGGUUUAAUUCCGAUUCCGAAACGGAACCGGUCAGUCCGAAGCCGCGAGAGCGCACAAGCAAGCACAACCCGGAACCGCAGUACAUUAAUGUGAAGAACCCUAAGUUUGCGGGCCGUUCGGCGAGUGACGAGAUGGGACCGGGUAUCGCACAGGAAGCGAUAAGCAACCCGGGUUACAUUGCGCUCAGUAUGGUCGACGAAAAACGCUGCUAGUAGUAGAAGUACUAUGUAUAUCGGUACUCGAUCGUAAUUUCCAAGCCAUCGCUUUGUUUGUGGUUCCUGUAAGGCGUAUUCCACAAAACCGUUUUCGUUCAUUCUCUGCGGGGGUUUUGAGUUUAAAAGUUGGUACCGUGUCUGGAUUCUUCGAACUUUUUCGAAGUUUUACUAUUUUCAACUUGCAAAUGCUCGAGACAGGAGGAAGAUCCAACGCUUCCACUGAAGCAAGUUUGAAUGUAUAGAAACGGUGGCAACUUUCUCACUUGAAUUCAAAAACACUCCAAGUGCAUCUUCCAUUUGUUCAUAAUAUUCGGCCAAAUCGUGAGUUCGCUUGAAAAUCACCAUAUUAACGAGCUCAGUAAUACUUAAGAAACAGAACAAGUCGCACAGGGGGGUAGCGUUACUCCAAAGGACCGGGGCGGGCAGGACGCAAAGAAAUACACACUAUUUUCGUAUAACCUUUACAUCGCUGUGCGUACUCAAUAAGUAAGUGUACAUAAUUUAUGACAGGAGCGUACCGUACCGUGGUACGUUAUCGAUUUCACGUACGGCAGAGUUAGGAACACUUCCAUGUAAUGUAAUUAAUUGUUAAGUUGCAAUAAAAUAAAACAAACCCUCU
Anopheles moucheti is the source of this 5879-nucleotide messenger RNA. RefSeq names its product vascular endothelial growth factor receptor 1 (gene Pvr). Bases 281 to 5257 code for a protein of 1658 amino acids. Gene Ontology annotation, biological process: cell surface receptor protein tyrosine kinase signaling pathway; multicellular organism development; positive regulation of kinase activity. Gene Ontology annotation, molecular function: ATP binding; transmembrane receptor protein tyrosine kinase activity. Gene Ontology annotation, cellular component: signaling receptor complex. The record is from RefSeq and is a predicted model, not a curated record. Lineage: Eukaryota; Metazoa; Arthropoda; Insecta; Diptera; Culicidae. The transcript is spliced from 14 exons.